This is a messenger RNA of Trichoderma asperellum CBS 433.97, 1740 nucleotides long. RefSeq lists its product as uncharacterized. Gene Ontology annotation, cellular component: plasma membrane. Gene Ontology annotation, molecular function: transmembrane transporter activity. The record is from RefSeq and is a predicted model, not a curated record. NCBI's taxonomy places the organism in Eukaryota, Fungi, Ascomycota, Sordariomycetes, Hypocreales, Hypocreaceae. Gene Ontology annotation, biological process: transmembrane transport.
AUGAGUCGCGUAUCAACGCAGAACGAUCUGGAGCGUCAUACCACGGCUCUCAGUCGAAUUGCUACCCAGAGAAGCCAGCACGUUAACACCGUCGGAGGCUCGAUCCGCUCAGAGAGCAGAGCAUCACGAAAGCCUCUGCCAGCCUUUGGCGGCGGCAAGCCAUAUCCCCCGCUACUACCCGCCCAGGAGGAAUACGUUGUCGAAUUCGAUGGGCCUGACGAUCCUCUGCAUGCCCAGAAUUGGCCAACAAGAAAGAAGCUCCUGACGUCUGCCAUGUUGGCCUAUACCACAUUCGUUGCCUCCUUCACAUCUUCCAUCUUCUCUUCUGCGACAUCCACCGUGGCCAGAAAGUUCGAUGUUGGCCUCGAGGUUGGCGUUUUGGGCACCUCGUUUUACGUCCUGGGUUUCGCAUUUGGUCCUUCGCUGUGGGCGCCCCUGUCUGAGCUGAGGGGCCGUCGUUUGCCCAUCGUCCUCUCCACCUUUGGCUUCUCUCUCUUCACCAUCGCGACGGCCACUGCCAAGGAUAUUCAGACGAUUCUCAUCUGUCGCUUCUUCGCUGGUUUCUUCGGUUCCUGCCCGCUUGCUGUCGUUGCCGCCGUCUUCUCCGACAUGUUUGACAAUAGAACUAGAGGAACAGCGAUUGCUAUUUUUUCCAUGACCGUUUUCACCGGUCCCAUGUUGGCACCCUUUAUCGGCGGCUUCAUUGUAACAUCCUAUCUGGGAUGGCGCUGGACCGAGUAUAUCUGUGCCAUUAUGGGAUUUGUCGCUUUUAUUCUUGACUUGUUCUUUCUCGAGGAGUCUUAUCCACCAGUCAUCCUCGUUGGUAAGGCUUCGGAGCUGCGACGACGUACUAAGAACUGGGGCAUCCACGCCAAGCAGGAGGAAAUCGAGAUUGACUUUGGCGAACUCGUCAGCAAGAAUUUCCUUCGUCCGAUACGGCUUCUGUUCACUGAACCCAUCAUCUUCCUCCUUUCACUGUAUAUGAGUUUUAUUUAUGGGCUGCUCUAUCUAUUCUUCACUGCGUACCCUCUUGUUUUCCAAGGCGUCCAUGGUUUCUCCCCGGGUCUGUCUGGCUUGACCUUUUUCGGAUUGGUUAUUGGUGAGCUUCUUGCCACUUUGACCAUCAUUCUUCAGGUGCCGUGGUAUAAUCGCAAACUUGCUGCUAACCAUGGCAUCCCAAUUCCCGAGUGGCGAUUGCCAAACAUGAUGGCUGGUGGUAUUGCCUUUGCUGGCGGCAUCUUCUGGUUUGGAUGGACUGGGUUCUCAGUGGAUAUCCAUUGGGCAAUCCCAGCUGUCAGUGGAAUUCUCACUGGCUUCGGCCUCAUGUCGAUUUUCCUUCAGGCUCUCAACUAUAUUGUCGAUGCCUACCUCAUGUUUGCUGCUUCAGCCCUUGCUGGAAACACUUUAAUGAGAUCCCUCUUUGGAGCUGCUUUCCCUCUUUUCGGCCGUCAAAUGUUUGUUGGUAUGCACAUUCAGUGGGCUAGCACUCUGCUCGGCUGUGUAGCCGUUGUCCUGUCUCCAAUUCCAUUUGUGUUCUACUUCUACGGCGCCAAGAUUAGAGCAAAGAGCAAGAUCGCCCCCAUCUUUUCCGCCCCGGCUGAUGAACCCGAAUCUUCUGAUACCAACGUGGACGAGAACGAAGAGGUGCAGAGAGAGAAGGAAGAUGAGCACAACGCAGCAGCAUUGGCUAAUGCGCCAAAGAAGGAGAGCGAGGCUAGUAGUCCCGCUGAGACCGUAUGA